UUAAGGCUGGGGAGUAACAUCAGUUACAAGAAAGGCAGAUGAAAUGAAGACAAAGUGUCACUGAUUUUUGUCCCUGUUCCUAGAAAGAAGAUUGCUGAUUUAGAGUCACCUUGGCUUGCUCAAGACCUUCCCGGCAUGACAACCUAGCUCCAAGGAAAUUAUGGAUCUGAUCAACUCUACUGAUGACCUGAUUGAUAUCUCCGAUGUAGUAAGAAACAGCACUCAUGUUCCUGCUCCUGCCCCCAGACUGGUCCUUGUCCUUCCAAUGUUCAUGGCAUUCAUAGUUGGUUCCAUCACUAAUGGCCUCUAUCUGUGGGUGCUAAAAUGCAAGAUGAAAAAUUCAGUCAAUACUCUCUUAUUUUUUCAUCUCAUUCUCUCCUAUUUUAUUUCAACAUUGAUUUUACCAUUUCUGGCCACCUCCUAUCUUCAGGACAACCACUGGACCUUUGGAAGCGCUUUAUGUAAGAUCUGCAACAGCACUUUGACUCUGGCGAUGUUCGCCUCUGUUUUGUUCCUCUCGGCCAUCAGUCUAGAUCGUUAUCUUCUCACCCUUCACCCAGUGUGGUCCCAAAAGCACCGAACCUCACACUGGGCUUCCAGAGUCGUUCUGGGAGUCUGGCUCUCUGCCACUGCCUUCAGCGUGCCCUAUUUGGUUUUCAGGGAGACAUAUGAUGACCGUAAAGGAAGAGUGACCUGCAGAAAUAACUACGCUGUGUCCACUGACUGGGAAAGCAAAGAGAUGCAAACAGUAAGACAAUGGAUUCAUGCCACCUGUUUCAUCAGCCGCUUCAUACUGGGCUUCCUUCUGCCUUUCUUAGUCAUUGGCUUUUGUUAUGAAAGAGUAGCCCGCAAGAUGAAAGAGAGGGGCCUCUUUAAAUCCAGCAAACCCUUCAAAGUCAUGAUGACUGCUGUUAUCUCUUUCUUUGGGUGCUGGAUGCCCUACCAUGUACAUCAGGGCUUAAUUCUCGCUAAGAACCAGUCGUUACUUGUAGAGUUGACUUUGAUCCUUACAGUGUUUACCACUUCUUUCAAUCCUGUCUUCUCUCCCAUACUUUAUCUAUUUAGUGGGGAGAACUUCAAAAACGUUUUCAAGAAAUCCAUUCUUGCUCUAUUUGAGUCAACAUUCGGUGAGGAUUCUUCUGCCGAAAGAACACAAAACCUACAUUCAGGAGUCGACAUUUAAAUUCUGAAUUCUUAAGCAAACCUAGACUGUCCAUUAUACCAUCAGAUACACAUCCUCUUGCUUUUGUAGUCCCUACAUUGCAGAGUCAUCGAUGUUGUACCAUACUUAGAUCUAUGAAUAUUGAAACAACUGCAAGAAAACAAGCAAUAGGUCAUAUCGCAAAUGUCAUUGUUUAACUUUUUUAUUACAAAAAAAAAGUUACAUAAAAUUUGCUAUUUCAGUAUAUAUUUCAGUGGAAUUUGUUAUUUUUAAUUUGUUAUAUUUAAUACUGAGCAACUAUCACCAUUAUCUAUUAUCUCUUUGGAAAUCCAAAGAGAAACUCUGUAUCCAUUAAGUAAUAAUUUCCCAUUUCCUCUCCCUCCAGUCCCUAGUAAACUCCCAUUUACUACUUUGUCUCUAAGAACUUGCCUAUUCUAAAUAUUCCAGAUAAGUGGAAGCAUACAAUGUCUUUUUGCAUCUUAUUUAUUUCAUUGAGCAUAAUGUUUUCAAGGUUCAUCCAUGUGGGGCAGGUGUGUGGCACAAUGGGUUAAGCCACCACUUGGGACAGCCAUAGCAUAUAAGGGUGCUUAGGAUUAAUUUCCACCUCCACUUCCAUCCAGCUUCCUGUUAAUGCUCCUGAGAGGCAACAGAUGAUGGGUCAGGACUUGAGGCUCUGACACCUACAUGAAAGACCCAGAUGGAGUUUCUGGCUCCUGACUUUGGCUUUGCCUAGCCCUAGCUGUUGUGAACACUUGGGGAGUACAUAGAAGAUUUCAAGUGUUCUCUCUCUCUCUCUCUCCCUAUUUUUCUCUCUUUUUCUCUCUCUCUCGUUCUGUUACUCUGCCUUUCAAGUAAGUAAAUAAGUAAUUUUUAGGGGCCAGAGUUAUAGUGCAAUGGGUUAAUACACCUCUUGCAACUUCGGCAUCCCAAAUCAUAGUGCCACUUUGAGUAUAGGCUGCCCUGCUCCCAAUCCUGCUUCCUGCUAAUGUGCCUGGGAAGGUAGCAGAAGAUGACCCAUGUACUUGGGCCUCUGCCACCCAUGUACAAGCUACCGAUGGAGUCCAGGCUCCUGGCUCCACCUUGGACCAACCUCAGGCAUGUGGCCAUUUGAGAAGUGAACCAGCCAAUGGAAAAUCAACAUCUCUUUCUCUCUCUCUCACUCUGUCUGUCAAAUAAAUUUUAAAAAUCCUUAAAAAUAAAGUCUUUUAAAAAGUUACUUUUAAAAAUUUUCAUCCCCUUUGUAAGAUGUAUCAGAACUUCACUCCUUUUUAUGGUUGAAUUAUAUUCCAUUGUAUGUAUAUACUACAUUUUAAAAAUUAAUUUAUCUGUUGAUGGAUACUUGAAUUUUUCUACCUUUUGACUAUUGUAAAUAAUGCUACUAUGAACAUUAAUUUUAGUUGUAUUGCAUUCUCACCAAUAGUUGCUGUUUUCCUUGUUUAAGUUGUCAUCCUACCAGAUUGGAAUGGUACAUAUGUAAUUUUUAAUCUUUGAUUUUUGAAGUUAGGAUAUCAAUUUCUAAAUGGCAAUGGUAUCAUGGAUUUUAAUUUUCUGUCACAGAAUCUUCUAUAAAACAGACAUUUGGGCAGAGCUCCCUCUGUACUUAACACCUAAAUUAUUUAACUGGAAUAGGCAAAACAACAUGGAAGCAACAAGGCACUCUUUUUGUCAUACACAUAUUAAAGAAUAAGCACAUUUGUGCUUUAAUGUUAUAACUAUAAAGACAUCUUAAGUGUCUCUUUUUAAUACUUACAAAUGAAGCUGUUUCUGAAAUGUUGGACCAAGAAAAUCAUAAUGUUUAAGAAUCUGCCUGUCAGAGCAUAUUUGAUUUUAUAAUAGCAAUAACAAUAUUAAUUUAUCUUGGUUUUCAAGUUUUGCUUCAAGUUUUUUGCAAUGUAUUAUAGUACCUAGAUUAUAUAUAGGACCACAAAGUAUCACUGACCCAUUACCUUUUUGAUUUAGUCAGUUUUAUCCAUCAAUCAACAGAUGUCAAUUGGGAUAUAAUCCUAUCUACCACAAAGCAACUAAGCUAAAUUGUUUCAUUAGUUCAAUUGCUGCAGCAUGGAAAUAUUUAGGUGACAUUCCACAUGCAGGCCCUAAAUGUGCCAGCUAACUUUCCACAAACCAUUUCAGAUCAAGACAUAUACCCUAACCAAAAACUCCCAUAAUAUAGUAUUAGGAACGUCUAGCCCAUGGACCUAAAUGGCCAACAAAAUCAUUUGGUCUAGACCUGCCAAGGCAACUGCAGGUAGUAUUAGAAGUUCAAUAAAUCAAUAGCAGACUAUUUUUAAGUUGAUAGUUUUGUAUGGCCUACCAAUGAUGUCAUAAAUUUCCAAAUGGCCCUUGGCAGAAAAAAGUUCCCCCCACUUCCCAAGAUAGAUGAUGUUGAUUAAAAGUUGCAGAAAGGAAAAGAGAUUAACCUUCAUCACUAAAUUUCUACUGAGAGAAAGAUACAGUGGCUUGGUGCCCUAGAAAUCCUGCUAAUUGACAUGGGCAACUAGAUGCUUGAUCUCUCUCAUUUUGAAUAUGACAAAAGUUUGGAUGAAUGCAAAGUUUAAUUGUUGACCCUCCCCUAGCAAGCUUUUUGAGCCUAGUAGUUUUCCCAGAGAGGAAGGGGCGGGACUGGUGGCUGGACUGCGGCUCUGAGUGGUCCCACAAUGGGAAGCAGAAGGCACUUCUUGCCUCCCCACACUCCUCCAGGCCCUGACAAGCCUACUGAAGUUUUGUGAUGCCAGACCCGGGAAGAAGAGCAGUUGAAUAGAACAUAGCAGUCUUUGAAACAAGAAUUGUGCUUUGGAAACCUACCAGUGAUAGAGAGUGCCUUUCAUCUCCCUCCUGAGACCUCUACAAUAACAAAUAAAGAAUAGUUGCUGAAUUGGGUGGAUUUUGUGGUGUUUGCAAGCUGUGUGCUGUCGUUCCUCACAGCUAUCUGUGUAUGCUUUGAGUUGUCUUUUUAUGCGGCCUAUUUUGGGGGCUCUUUUAUUUACAGGAAUUUCUUUCAUCUCUCUCUCUACAUUGUAAACUCCUCCAGGACAGAAAGAAGCCUAUCAAUGACAA
Messenger RNA from Oryctolagus cuniculus (rabbit), 4216 nucleotides. RefSeq names its product G protein-coupled receptor 33 (gene GPR33). The record is from RefSeq and is a predicted model, not a curated record. Lineage: Eukaryota; Metazoa; Chordata; Mammalia; Lagomorpha; Leporidae. Gene Ontology annotation, cellular component: plasma membrane. Gene Ontology annotation, biological process: positive regulation of cytosolic calcium ion concentration; inflammatory response; complement receptor mediated signaling pathway. Gene Ontology annotation, molecular function: complement receptor activity; G protein-coupled receptor activity.